Molecule: messenger RNA, 730 nt
Organism: Blastocystis hominis
Lineage: Eukaryota; Bigyra; Opalinata; Blastocystidae
Exons: 3
Coding region: 74-724 (216 amino acids)
Molecular function (GO): acyltransferase activity
Source: RefSeq, a predicted model, not a curated record
GCAGGUUGCCGAUCUUUUCGCCCCCAAGAUUUACACCGUGAAACAGUCUCAGCCUAUUCGACCCGGAAAGACGAUGUUCUUCGCCAACCACCGUUCCUGGACUGAUUUUUUCAUGGAUGGUUACAUGACCGGUGGUUCGAGUUAUCUCUCUCGCUAUGGGGUCAUUGUUGGCGUUCCUGGCCCUUGCUUGUGCGGUUACCUCUUCAAUUUCGUGUGGUUCUUCCAUCGCAAGCGAGGCAUCAACCGCAACUGGUUCACUGAGUUCUUCGCCCGCAAGUGGUCCGUGCGCCCCAAUACGGGAUGUGUGGUGUACCCGGAAGGCCACCGAUUCAAGGAGAACGGCUCGCUGCCGCUGAAGACGGGCGUGAUGGAAGUGGCGUACAACCUGAAGAUUCCCUGCCAGUGCGUCUUGACGCUUGGAAAGGUGGAAUUGCUGGACGAAAUCAAUCUGAAAGUGAAUCGCAAUGUGAACUUGACUUGCUGCGUGUCCGAAGUCAUGCACCCGGAGCAGUUCAAGACGCGUGAGGAGUGGUUCGAGCACGUCCGCGCGGUGUGGAAGAAGACGGAGGAGACGCUGAACAAGAAGCAGGGAUUGAAGGAGACGGACGGAAUGCUGCCUGGUGUGGACAAGCAGUUCUGUACCGAUGAGCCGAUUCUGCCUCGUCAUGCGCUUUGGACUUGGGCGGUGCUGGUUCUCUUGGUUGCGUUCAACUGGGGAUUCUAGUGUUUG